AUUUAUAAGAGCGCAGCACAAGUGUCCGCUUGCAUUAUAUUGCAGAAAAUAUUGUGUGCGUUUGAAAAUAAAUAAGUAAAAAGAACAAAAGAAAUAAAAAAAAAUGUCUGGAAGAGGAAAGACUGGUGGCAAAGCACGUGCUAAGGCUAAGACUCGCUCAUCUCGAGCUGGGUUGCAGUUUCCCGUCGGUCGUGUUCACAGGCUCCUGAGAAAAGGCAACUAUGCUGAGCGGGUGGGCGCUGGUGCUCCCGUCUACUUGGCUGCUGUUCUCGAGUAUCUGACCGCUGAAAUUCUCGAGUUAGCCGGCAAUGCUGCCCGUGACAACAAGAAAACCAGGAUCAUUCCUCGUCAUCUGCAGUUAGCUGUGCGUAACGACGAGGAGCUCAAUAAGUUGUUGGGUGGCGUGACCAUCGCUCAGGGUGGUGUGUUGCCAAACAUUCAGGCUGUACUUCUGCCCAAGAAAACCGAGAAAGCAGCUAAGAGCAAGUAGAUGAGGACGUUCCGUUUAUUGACACCAACGGCUCUUUUCAG
Molecule: messenger RNA, 531 nt
Organism: Erpetoichthys calabaricus (reedfish)
Lineage: Eukaryota; Metazoa; Chordata; Cladistia; Polypteriformes; Polypteridae
Product: histone H2A-like
Exons: 1
Coding region: 104-490 (128 amino acids)
Cellular component (GO): nucleosome
Molecular function (GO): structural constituent of chromatin; protein heterodimerization activity; DNA binding
Source: RefSeq, a predicted model, not a curated record